AUGAACAAACUCGACGAACUCAAGCACAACAUCACCGAGGAUGCGUUGAAGAACGGUGACAAGCAAACAUCCACCAACGGCGCCAUCUCCCGUGGACCAAGCCCCAAUCGUGGUUCCUCUCUUCGCGAUGUCGACGCCAUAGGGCCAGACUCGGAGAGCAAACGUGAAUGGCAGAAGAAGCGCGGCAUCGACACCUCCAAGCAGGUCCGGAUCACCAAGCUCAGCCACAUGCGGUACCAGCAUCCCGAUCUGAACAAGAUCACAACUUUCUUGAGAGACUUUGGCAUGCAUGUGGUUAAGAAAGGCGAAAACGAACGCUGGUUCCGCGGCUACGGCCCGGACCAAUACGUCUACUACGCCCGUCAGGGACCCAAGAAAUUCCUGGGCGGUGUCUUUGAGGUCGAGUCCAAGGAGGAACUCGAAAAGGCGUUGAAGGUCCCCGGCGGCACCGUCCUCACCAACGGCAUCGAGGAGAUGACCGACGCCCCCGGAGGCGGAUAUAUCGUCACACUUUCCGAUCCCGAGGGGUUCCCCGUGAGCUUUGUCUAUGGACAGGCAGAGGUCAAGGAAGAGAGGGCCAAGCCCGUGAAAUUGGUGCUGAACGACGAGACGGAUAAGCCCCGAUCGAAGGCUUUCCAGAGAUUUGAACCUGGACCGGCCGCCGUCCACAAGCUGGGUCAUUUCGGCAUCAAUGUCGACAACUUUGCCGUCCAGAUGGACUGGUACACGCGGCACUUCAACAUCUACCCUAGCGACAUCCUGUACGUGCCGCUGGACUCAAUCGACCCGGCCACGGGCAAACCGGCGCGCAAGGAAGUGGCCCUGUUCGCCUCGAUCGACCGCGGCCAAGAGUGCGUCGACCACCACACCUUCUUCAUGACGACCACCGUCCCGGGCAAGGAGAAGCACGUGCACCACUCGUCGUUCGAGGUGCACGACUUCGACACCCAGGCCCUGGGCCACCAGUGGCUCGCCGAAAAAGGGUACGAGCCCGUCUGGGGCGUCGGCCGCCACAUCCUCGGCUCCCAGAUCUUCGACUAUUGGUGGGACGUCACGGGUUUCAUGGUCGAGCACUACGCCGACGGCGACCUCGUCAACGAGGACACCCCCGUUGGCUACGGGCCCGCGGCCCACGAGGGCUUGGCCGUUUGGGGACCCGAGGUGCCCCAGACAUUCCUGGAGUAA
Molecule: messenger RNA, 1185 nt
Organism: Fonsecaea nubica
Lineage: Eukaryota; Fungi; Ascomycota; Eurotiomycetes; Chaetothyriales; Herpotrichiellaceae
Exons: 4
Coding region: 1-1185 (394 amino acids)
Biological process (GO): L-methylmalonyl-CoA metabolic process
Cellular component (GO): mitochondrion
Molecular function (GO): methylmalonyl-CoA epimerase activity
Source: RefSeq, a predicted model, not a curated record